Messenger RNA from Aureobasidium musti, 1476 nucleotides. The record is from the annotation of a GenBank genome assembly. Lineage: Eukaryota; Fungi; Ascomycota; Dothideomycetes; Dothideales; Saccotheciaceae.
AUGGCCGCCCCAGACUACUUUGCGCGCAAACCGUCAUACAACCGCUCCCGUUCUGGUCUGGGUGUCCCUGGAGCCACUACCCCGGCUUCACCUCACACCCCACUGUUGUCCCGCUCCCUCUCGAGCCAACUCACCUCGCCUGGUGCCUCUUAUCGCGCUGAGGAAGACACCCUGAUCUAUGAACUCGGUUCACGAUCCUUUCGUGCAGGAUUCGCUGGCGACUCCGCUCCGAGAUGCAUCAUUCCCUUUGGCCCUGACCAACAAAGGCGCCUGAACGACUUCACCACCACAUCCACCACACGGCGCUCUGACAAUGAUUGGGCAAGAGAUUGGGAACUAUGGGAUCUAGAUAUUCGGCAUAUGAAUCUUGGUCUGAUCGAGGACAAGAUCGAACGCGCUAUACGAAAUGCCCAUACCAGUUACCUCAUGCUGGAUCAACGCCCGCGUAAGGUCUUUCUUGUCCUGCCUUCGGCUUUGCCUCACCCACUCGUCUCUCUCACUCUCAACGUCGUCUUCAAUGCCUUCCAACCCGCCACCGUUCAACUAUGGACGCCACCUGUACUGUGCGCUGUCUCUGCCGGUUUGCGCUCCGCCUUGAUUGUCGAUAUUGGAUGGCACGAGACCACAAUCACCGCCCUAUACGAGUAUCGCGAGGUCCUCCAUAGAAGGUCAACUCGCGCUGGUAAACUGCUUACCCAAAAUAUGGCCGACACUCUUCGCAAGCACGCUCCUACCUCAGGUUCUCUCUCCUUUGAUACGGCUGAAGAUGUCGCAAUGCGUAUGGCUUGGUGCCGCAGUUCACACGAUCAACACCUUGAUGACAGCGUGAACCUCCCACUCGGAUCCUCAUCGGCGCAAAUCCCGUUCAAUUGUUUAGCGGACCCAGCCGAGAAAACCUUCUUCUCUACGUCUGUUCCACUCGAGCAGAUUGAUGACCACGAUCUUCCUAUACACCUUCUGGCAUACAAGUGCUUGCUAUCACUUCCACUAGAUGUACGCGCCAUCUGUGUUUCACGCAUCCUCAUCACUGGUGGUGUAAGCGACAUACCGGGCUUCAAGCCUCGUCUGUUACGAGAAGUUGAGAGCAUAGUCAAUGCCAAAGGGUGGAAUCCGGUCAUGAACUAUGGCUCUGCUACACAAAAGAGACAGCAAUCAGUAAAUCAGCAGACGAUGUCAAUACCAACAAGAACCAAGCAACCUGAUGCCAAUGAUUCAGAUAAUCAUGUCGCUGAUCCAGCGGAUGAACAGCUUCUGGCUCGCAACGCGCCGCAAGAACGCGAUGAGGUUGCCGAAAAGCUACAGCGUGAAGUGCUGAAGCGCGGUAUCACAACACAAGGCGAGGUGCGAGGAGUGCAGACGUUGGGCGCUUGGGCAGGAGCCUCGCUGGUUGCUAGUCUCAAGGUGGAUGCUGCGUUUGAGGUAAAGAGGGAUGACUUUUUCAAGAACGGUCUCGGUUCGUUAGGUCAUGCCUUCUAG